This is a messenger RNA of Callithrix jacchus (white-tufted-ear marmoset), 4646 nucleotides long. RefSeq names its product ring finger protein 14 (gene RNF14). The record is from RefSeq and is a predicted model, not a curated record. Lineage: Eukaryota; Metazoa; Chordata; Mammalia; Primates; Cebidae. Gene Ontology annotation, molecular function: zinc ion binding; protein binding; ubiquitin-protein transferase activity. Gene Ontology annotation, biological process: protein ubiquitination.
UCGGUGACAGUGGUAGCGCCUGCAGCGCCGCCUUUACCCUGCUGGAGGCGCCCGAGAGACCGGGGCGACCACGGCGGCUGCGCAGAGCCUUCCUUAAGCCGGCUGCCGCCCUAGCAAGAUCCGCCCGGCUCAGCUGACAGCUACCGAGAACGGAAGAGGCGGCGCGCCGGUUCAGCGGGGCGUCCCUAGGCCUGGUCGGCUGGGGUCGAUGGCAGGAUUUUCAUAGUAUUUGUAAUAUGAGUUCCACAUCCUGGCCUCUUAUCCAGCUUCAGCCGUCUCUGCUCCAUCAGCUAGAGAAUAAAUGGGAUGUGCACGAAGUCCACUCUGAACUGAAAUACAGACUUCGGUGUUAAUAAUCCUUUUCUUCUGAUUGUUAUUAACAGUUCCUCAGAAAAUUAAAUGUCGUCAGAAGACCGAGAAGCUCAGGAGGAUGAAUUGCUGGCCCUGGCGAGUAUUUACGAUGGAGAUGAAUUUAGAAAAGCAGAGUCUGUCCAAGGUGGAGAAACCAGGAUCUAUUUGGAUUUGCCACAGAAUUUCAAGAUAUUUGUGAGCGGCAAUUCAAAUGAGUGUCUCCAGAAUAGUGGCUUUGAAUACACCAUUUGCUUUCUGCCGCCACUUGUGCUGAACUUUGAACUGCCACCAGAUUAUCCAUCCUCUUCCCCACCUUCAUUCACACUUAGUGGCAAAUGGCUGUCACCAACUCAGCUAUCUGCUCUAUGCAAGCACUUAGACAAUCUAUGGGAAGAACAUCGUGGCAGUGUGGUCCUGUUUGCCUGGAUGCAAUUUCUUAAGGAAGAGACCCUAGCAUACCUAAAUAUUGUCUCUCCUUUUGAGCUCAAGAUUGGUUCUCAGAAAAAAGUGCAGAGAAGGACAGCUCAAGCCUCUCCCAACACAGAGCUAGAUUUUGGAGGAGCUGCUGGAUCUGAUGUAGACCAAGAGGAAAUUGUGGAUGAGAGAGCUGUGCAGGAUGUGGAAUCAUUGUCAAAUCUGAUCCAGGAAAUCUUGGACUUUGAUCAAGCUCAGCAGAUAAAAUGCUUUAAUAGUAAAUUGUUCCUGUGCAAUAUCUGUUUCUGUGAGAAGCUGGGUAGUGAAUGCAUGUACUUCUUGGAGUGCAGGCAUGUGUACUGCAAAGCCUGUCUGAAGGACUACUUUGAAAUCCAGAUCAGAGAUGGCCAGGUUCAGUGCCUCAACUGCCCAGAACCAAAGUGCUCUUCGGUGGCCACUCCUGGUCAGGUCAAAGAGUUAGUAGAAGCAGAGUUAUUUGCCCGUUAUGACCGCCUUCUCCUCCAGUCCACCUUGGACCUGAUGGCAGAUGUGGUGUACUGCCCCCGCCCAUGCUGCCAGCUGCCUGUGAUGCAGGAGCCUGGCUGCACCAUGGGUAUCUGCUCCAGCUGCAAUUUUGCCUUCUGUACCUUGUGCAGGUUGACCUACCAUGGGGUCUCUCCAUGUAAGGUGACUGCAGAGAAAUUAAUGGACUUACGAAAUGAAUACCUGCAAGCAGAUGAGCCCAAUAAAAGACUUUUGGAACAAAGGUAUGGUAAGAGGGUGAUUCAGAAGGCACUGGAAGAGCUGGAAAGUCAAGAGUGGCUAGAGAAGAACUCCAAGAACUGUCCAUGUUGUGGAACUCCCAUAGAGAAAUUAGAUGGAUGUAACAAGAUGACAUGUACUGGCUGUAUGCAAUAUUUCUGUUGGAUUUGCAUGGGUUCUCUGUCUAGAGCAAACCCUUACAAACAUUUCAAUGAUCCUGCUUCACCAUGUUUUAACCGGAGUGGUCCAGGAGAGGACAAUUCGAUGCUGUAGGUGAGAGAUGGAGUGUUGUCAGAGCAAUGUCCUCAAGGAGGCAAGAGAGGAUGGAUCUGAUGUGCAAGCAGAGGGCUCGGCCAAGGAGCAGGUAACAGGGAGACAGCAGAGUGUGAGAGCAGGGCUGGCUUGUGGGUGUGUGAUGGUGGGAACUCAUGGACAUUCUUUUCUGAUUACUUUUGUUUUCAAGGUCAUUGGCUGAGAGGGAACCUGGGGUAGAGGGGUUAGAGGUUUGGGACCUUACGAAUUAGUCUUUGAGGAGACUAAUCAGACUAUUAUGAUUGUUAAUGUAGUAUGACUGCCAGCUGGUGGUAAUGGCUCCCCUGGGGUCCAAAUUACUAUGUUCUGUUUUGCCUGCCCAUUACUGCAUAACUCGAAAUCCUGUCACACUGUAUCUUACUGGAAAUGGAUGUGGUUCACUAGCAUCCAUCACAGUAAGGAUUUUGGUUCCCAGGAAAGAAGCAUCAAAUUUGCCAAGUUAGAUCUUCUCAGUAGGCCAUUUGGCUCAUCCAUUAUAUAAUAUGCUAUGAUUUCCCCUGGUUGUUGUAUACAAUCACUACUCGGGGACAACUACCAGGCUUAUGGUUCAACAAAUACCAAUGCCUUCUAGAUACCAAGGCACUGCUAUAGGAGCAGAAUGGAGCAGUAUUUAACAUCUGCCUUCAUGGAGCUUAUAUUUUGGGGAAACAAAAUACAUGUUCAGUGGUAAAAGAUUCUGAGAAAACAGCACACAACAAGGAUACGAACUUGGGAGUUGCAGCUUUAUAUUGGAGGGUCAGGGAAGAGUUAUCUGAUAAAUGACGUUGGAGGCAAGCCCUGAAGGAUGGAAAGAGUAGAAGAGUGGGCCGUCGGGGGAAUAGUGGGCCAGGCUCUUGUGUUCACCUCUGCUUUAUAAACAGACUAAUGGAAGGAAGGCAGCACCCACUGAUGUCAACACUGCCACUUUUUACUAAAUAUAAUAAAACUUUAAACACAUUCUGUCUACUCUUCCUGAAACACAACUCUGUGUGCACUUAAUGUUACCUUUUUCCUUGCUUAUCAAACUUGCUGUUUUACAAAUUCAACUUGAUCCAGUCAGCUGUAUUUAAUAUUUCCUUUUUUAUCAAAUUGUGAAAAUGGUCAGUGGGAACCCAUUUAACUGGCUGUUUUGUCCUCUCAAAACUGCCUCAGACAUUUUUGUUUUGCUUUAUUUCAUCCCCAGACUUACUGGGACAAGCCUCAGAUUUUUUUUUUUUUUUUUUUUUUUUUUAGACAAAGUCUUGCUCUGUAGCCCAGGCUGGAGUGCAGUGGCAUGAUCUCAGCUGACUGCAACCUCCACCUCCCUGGUUCAAGCGAUUCUCCUGACUCAGCCUCGCAAGUAGCUGGGAUUACAGGCACAUGCCGCUGCACCCAGCUAAUUUUUUGUAUUUUUAGUAGAGAUGGCAUUUCACCAUCUUGGCUAGGCUGGUCUUGAACUCCAGACCUCAGGUGAUGUGCCUGCCUUGGCCUCCCAAAGCGUUAGGAUUAUAGGUAUGAGCCACUGCGCCCAACCAGCUCCAGACAUUUUUGAAAGUACCCUUAUUUCCAGUAACGAAAUAUUCCAGGCCUACUCUGAUCACUGCCCCCAAACAUAUGAUUAGCUCCUGUCCAAGGAGCCCUGAUAUUAGAGGCCCAAGCUGACCCAGGGGGAUAGAUCCCACUUAAACACAUAAGCACUGGUUGUAGCAAGAUAGUGCUGUUGAGCAACCAAGAAAACACAGACUUGGGAAAUACAUCAGAUUUAAGAUCUCAAGUUCAUACAGACAUGUCCAGUUUAGCUGUUAUCACUAAAUCCUUUUUUGUUUAAUUUUAAUAUAGUUAAUUUCUUUUCUAUAACAUACUUAAAAUUUAAACCUUUCUUGAUUGGAUGAACAAAACGUAUGUCCACAAAAUGAAAUACUAUACAGCAAUAAAAAGGAAUGGACUACUGCUUCGUGUUAUGUGAACCUGAAAAACGUUAUGCUUAGUGAAAAAAGCCACAAAAGAUGUUAUCUCACAUGAUUCCAUUUAGGUGAAAUGACCAGAAAAGGUAAAUCUAUGGACACAAAGCAGGCCAGUAAUUGUCUGGGACUGGGGUCAGGAGUAGGGAGCUUUGGGGAAUGAUAGAAAUGGAUUGUGGGCUGCGCACGGUGGCUCAAGCCUGUAAUCUCAGCACUUUGGGAGGCCGAGGCUGGUGGAUCAUGAGGUCAACAGAUCGAGACCAUCCUGGUCAACAUAGUGAAACCCCUUCUCUACUAAAAAUACAAAAAGAUAGCUGGACAUGGUGGCGCAUGCCUGUAAUCCCAGCUGCUCAGGAGGCUGAGGCAGGAGAAUUGCCUGAACCCAGGAGGCGGAGGUUGCGGUGAGCCGAGAUCGCGCCAUUGCACUCCAGCCUGGGUAACGAGCAAAAUUCCGUCUCAAAAAAAAAAAGAAAGAAAUGGAUUGUGGUGCUGGGCAUGGUGGCUCAUGCCUGUAAUCCCAGGACUUUGGGAGGCCGAGGCAGGCAGAUCAUUUGGGGCCAGGAAUUCAAGACCAGCCUGGUCAACAUGGUGAAACCCCAUCUCUGUUAAAAAUACAAAAAUUAGCUGGAUGUGCUGGUGCGCACCUGUAAUCCCAGCUACUGGGAAGGCUGAGGCAGGAGAAUCACUUGAACCCAGGAGGCAGAAGUUGCAGUGAACUGAGAUUGCACCACUGCACUCCAGCCUGGGAGACCACAGUGAGACUUUUGGGUCUCAAAAAAAAAAAAAAAGGAUUGUGGUAGGGAGGUACACAAUUCCAUAAACAAAAAAAUCAUUGGAUUUAUAUUUAAAUGUUAAUUUUAUCAGCAUGUAAAUUAUAUCUCAAAAUUG